GUGUGCGCAGGAAAUCUGGAUUUCGCGCGAAAGUGGGGAUGGCGACAGAAACAAGUCUUAACGGGGAUAUGCCCCAUAAACGGCAACGGAUGGAGCAUGAUAACAGGGUGACAGUGGUUUUAGGCGCUCAGUGGGGAGAUGAAGGCAAGGGGAAGAUGGUUGACUUGUUAGCAACUGAAUCAGACGUAGUUUGUCGGUGUCAGGGAGGUAACAAUGCUGGGCACACUGUUGUGGUAGAUGGUAAGAUGUAUGACUUCCAUCUUCUUCCAAGUGGGCUGGCCAACCCACACUGUAUGUCAGUCAUAGGCAAUGGUGUUGUGGUCCAUUUACCGCAGAUGUUUGACGAGCUUGAAAAGAACCAUGCGAAGGGUCUGGAGUGGAAAAACCGGCUACUGCUCUCGAACAGAGCUCACAUGGUUUUUGAUUUUCACCAAGCAGUUGAUGGCAUUCAGGAAACACACAGAGGAAAUGCUUUUAUUGGCACAACUAAAAAAGGAAUUGGACCAACAUAUUCAUCAAAGGCCACACGGAAUGGCCUCAGAAUUUGUGACUUGAUGGGGGAUUUUGAAGUUUUUGCAGUCAAAUUGCAAAACCUGGCCUGUCAGUUUCAGAAACUUCACCCAGAAGUUGAAAUUGAUGUGCAAGCAGAAUUAGACCAGUAUAAGGAAUAUAGGGAGAGGAUCAGAGACAUUGUAACAGACACCCCUCUCUAUAUGAAUGAGGCCCUUAGAAAUGGAAAAAAGGUGCUGGUAGAAGGGGCAAACGCAUCCAUGUUGGAUAUUGACUUUGGGACGUAUCCAUCGGUAACCUCCUCCAACUGCAGUAUAGGUGGUGUGUGUACGGGUCUUGGUAUCCCAGCACAGAAAAUUGGAGAUGUAAUUGGGGUUGUGAAGGCCUACACAACCAGGGUUGGUGGAGGAGUCUUACCCACGGAGCAGCUGAACGAUAUUGGCGAAACCUUGCAAGUAAAAGGCCAUGAAUUUGGAGUGACCACUGGGCGUAAGAGGCGGUGUGGAUGGUUGGACACAGUAGUGGUCAACUACACCAACAUGUUAAAUGGGUACACAUGUAUUGCAUUAACAAAACUUGACAUCUUGGAUGAAUUUGAAGAGGUGAAGAUUGGGGCCCAAUACAAAAUUAAUGGCAAGGUCACCAAGUCUUUUCCCCCCACAUUGGAGGAAUUAGCUAAAGUGGAUGUUGAAUAUGUCACGUUACCUGGGUGGAAAAAGAGCACAGCUGACUGCCGGAAAUUCUCAGACCUCCCAGAAAAUGCUCAAAAUUAUGUGAAGAAAGUGGAAGAAUUAAUUGGUGUGCCAAUCAAGUGGGUUGGUGUUGGUCAAGACCGCUUAUCCCUAAUACAGCUGUUUUGAGUACAUGACAUCCCUGAAGAUGUUCAACUUAACAGCUGAAUUUCCUCAGUGACAACAAGGAUCUGGAUUAUUUUUUUUUCUAAAUUUACAAUCUGUCAGUUAACGUACCAAAAUUAAUUUGAUUGUCACAACCAUAUUAUGCUUUAUUUUAAAUUGUCCUACUGUGCAUAGCCCACUAGAGUUAACUUUAGGUGCCCUGAUUUACUAAGAAAUAUUUUACACCCUAAACUGCUGUCAUUGAUACCAGAUAAGGUCUCUAAGAUGGGAUGAUUUUAUACAAGUUGAAAACUACUGGGAAAAAAUUACUGCAUACAUAUGCAGCAGUUUUCUCUUUGAAACUGCACUGUAGUGUAUAUAUUGGCCAUAUCAGGCAAGCAUGUAUCUAACAAUAUACAAAGUACAGUUUGCUGUCAGAAGUAGAAGCUUACAUUCAUAGUGCCAUGAUUAGUUUGUAAUACUAGUGAAUAGACCAAAAGCAGUGAGGGCAGCAUUAUAAAAAUGACAUUAUGUGAUAGUAGUUUGAUUAGCUUCCAGGUGGAGGGAUAAAGGUCAAAUGAUCACUCAAUUUUGUCAAUAAUUAUUGGAGCACCUUUUUUUCUGUUGUUGUCCUGUUGUUGUUUUAAGAAUAAAAAGAAGUGUUUUUAUCAACUUUUCAGUUAUGUAUCUAACCUUGUAAUUAACCUUGAUUAAUCCGUUUUUUGUUGAACAUACAUUCUUUCGUGGUCUUACUGACAUUUUUUUUGAAUAUCCAUAGCUUUCAUUCCUUACAAAUGCAUUUUUCUGCUUUUUGAUAACUUUUUUUUAUUAUUAUAUUUCCCUUUUGUUUAGGCCAGUCUUUUUGCAUGUCAAAAUUAUAGGAGAUUGAAUAUUUAGCUUUGGGUGGACGUUGCCUUCCGUUAAGUGGCAUUGUUUUUUGGGAGUGAAGUUUUAUGUUAUAAUAUUUUCAUCAUGCAGCUGUGAGAGGAUAAUGUGGAGAUGAAAAUUGAUACAAGGUACGAUACUAGUUGUGUCAAAUUUGCACUUCAUAAAUUAUUUAUAGCUACGGGUAAAAUGGAUCACUUGAGACAAGAAUUUUUGUGAUGAGGAUUUUUAUGGUGAAGGUAUGAAUUUCAAAAACAUAGCUUCUACAAGUAGAGAUUUGAAAUGUAUUUCUUGACCCACUAUGGAGUUGCUUAUUAAUAGUUCCUAUUAAAGGCCAUGGAAGAUGAUUUAGCUUCAUCAAAGGGAAUGAGCUUUCUUAAUUUAUAAUUUGUCUAGUUUUGCUUGUUACCUUGGAAAAGUUCAGGAUGUCAUUUUGAACAAUGAUUGGUUUGAAAAAUAUUAAUGAGCAAAAAUGCAUUAAGGGUCAUUCUGUGAGUCUUAAGUGUUUUAGGGGUCAUAUUACACAAAAGUGGAAAUAAUUGUACAAAUAGUUUUAUUUUAAACCUUCAUAAUCUACACAUUGUGGUAAAUGAGCCGAGUGCUUUGUUAUAUGUGAACUGGUGAUGGUUGCUGUGUUGAAACAAUUGUGCAAGUCAUUGAAUAAAGCAUGCACUUAU
Molecule: messenger RNA, 2908 nt
Organism: Lingula anatina
Lineage: Eukaryota; Metazoa; Brachiopoda; Lingulata; Lingulida; Lingulidae
Product: adenylosuccinate synthetase isozyme 1 B-like
Biological process (GO): 'de novo' AMP biosynthetic process; IMP metabolic process
Cellular component (GO): cytoplasm
Molecular function (GO): GTP binding; adenylosuccinate synthase activity
Source: RefSeq, a predicted model, not a curated record